Molecule: messenger RNA, 1595 nt
Organism: Spirodela intermedia
Lineage: Eukaryota; Viridiplantae; Streptophyta; Magnoliopsida; Alismatales; Araceae
Source: the annotation of a GenBank genome assembly
AUGGUCAGUGGAGUGGGCCGCUCCCCACAGCAUCCUCCUCUCAUCGAGUGGCUCAAGUCACAACCCUUCUCCCCCUCCUACUCCUCCUCCGCCUCGUCCUUCUGCCCCUUCUCUUCCUCGACUUCCCCGCGACCCCAUCUCGCAGACGAGAGCCUUCUCCCACUGAGUAUGGGUAUGGUGGAUGAAGAGGCAUCGACGAAAUGGAAGGGCCUUGGAGAGGUGGACCUGAACAUCGGACUGCCCGGUCUGUCUGAAGAUUCUGACGGGGAGGCCAAAUCUUUGGUCUGUGACGAGGUAGAGGUUGGAGAGAAGAGGCCUGGGAGACAUCAUCCGGCGCCGGAGAACAGAUUCUGGAUCCCCACGCCGGCUCAGAUCCUCAUGGGGCCCAUUCUCUUCUCUUGCUCCGUCUGCACCAAGACCUUCAACAGAUAUAACAACAUGCAGGUCAGAAUUGCUUCAACUUUUCCACCCCUUUAUACUUGAUUUCCUCCCAUAUUCGAGUUUUUCUUCCUAUCUACGCCGUCAUCCGUCAAUUAUAUCUGAACAGAUAUUAUAAAACAUAAUUUUUCGCUUGAUGGAUUUGAGGAAGAUAGCGCACCUCGCCAUCCAAAGGGGUGAGAGAUCUCGCUGUUUUCUCGCCAAUGAAUUACAACAAGAUAAUCAGAUAUCCUCGUCGCCUCUAUUGCUUCGGUUCUCUUGUCCCUAUCUUUCAUAGAAAAUCAAAGUUCCCAGAUGACGAGUUCUUUGACAAUGCUAAAUAAUGUGGAUUGAUUAGAUAAGCUAAUGGGUACCAAAUGAGUGUUUUCAGAGUGGUAUGCAUAUACGUAACAAGACUUCUGAUCACAUUUAUUGUGGCCUGAUCGGUGCUUGGUUAAUCAAAGAUUAAUUCUGAAUCGGCCAUGCAGGAUCAAAUAACCGUGUAUAUAUUGUCGUUAUCUUAUGGAAACUAUAGUUUUGCUAACUCUACAUGUAUUCACCUCGUAUGCUCGUUGUAAUGUUGUUCUUCAAGAGAAACCAUCCGGUAUUCUCUCAGAGAUUAGCCCUCCGAUUAGACAUUUCUGGAAAUCAACAACGAUUGAGAUGGGUAUUCUAACGCGUUAUCAUUUGACUGAAUCUGUGGAUCUUGAACUCAGAUGCAUAUGUGGGGGCACGGGCCGGAGUACAGGAAGGGCCCGGAAUCGCUGAGAGGUGCCCAACCGGCCGCCAUGCUGAAGCUCCCUUGCUACUGCUGCGCUGACGGGUGCAAGAACAACAUCAACCAUCCGAGGGCAAAGCCCCUCAAGGACUUCAGAACCCUGCAAACUCACUACAAGAGGAAGCACGGAGCGAAGCCCUUCUCGUGCAGGCGAUGUGCCAAGAGUUUCGCAGUCAGAGGAGACUGGAGGACUCACGAGAAGAACUGCGGGAAGCUGUGGAUCUGCGCCUGCGGAUCCGAUUUCAAGCAUAAGAGGUCCCUCAAGGAUCACAUAAGGUCCUUCGGCGGCAGCGGCAUCUCUUCUCACCAUUUUCAUGCUGGCUUCGGGAACGAGAACAGGUUCAUGGAGAAAUCUUCGGGCGGGGAAGUUGUAGAGGGAAGAGUUCACUGCAUCCCCUAG